UUUGUUCCACCUUAUUAAUAAAAAGAAGAUUUACAUAAAUCUCUUACAAAUGUCAAAAUUUUGAGGUUAACUGUUUUUUGUAGACUCGCCUACUUCAAAAUAUACAAAUAAUAUCAUGGAAUGAAUUCAAAAAUAAGUACCCAGAGGAUCACAAACUCCAAAAUCACAAUUUCAAUGUAAUUUUUACACAAUAAAUUAUAAAUAAUUUUUAAGGAUUUAAAAUCUAAAUUAAAAUAACCAAAAAUGAAACAACGAGUAAAGACUGAUACAUCGGUACGAAAUAGAUUACGGAGAUUUCCCGAAGAUGAUGUUCUACUAUUAAAUUACAAUGACAAAUAUGACAAACACCGUAGGAAAUCAUCAAAUUUACCAAUUCCAUCAGCGUACAUGAUGUUUUUAUUAAUAUUAAUUGUCGCUGUAUUUAUGGCCGUAAUUGUAAUUGAAAAAAAAUUACCACCAGGCUUAAAAAUUUCGGAAGAAGAACUAUAUCCAAAUCGUUUUAUUGCUGAACGAGCAAUGGUUAAUCUAAUAAAUCUAACAAAGUUCGGUCCACGUGUUGCUGGUAGCUAUGAAAAUGAAGUAUUAGCGGUAAAAUAUCUAGUGGAUGAAAUUAAGAAUGUGAUAGCGAAAUCAAAUAAAAAUUUACAUUUUAUUGAGUAUAAUGUACAACGAUCUAGUGGUGCAUUUCCGUUACAUUUUCUGGAUGGAAUGACUAAUGUUUAUCGGGAUGUUCAAAAUGUUGUUGUUAAAGUAUCACCGAUAAAAGGAUCUAAUUCGAGUUUGUUGCUGAAUUGUCAUUUUGAUACUGUUACUGAUAGUCCUGGAGCCAGUGACGAUGGUGCUGCUUGUGCAGUAAUGUUAGAACUCUUACGUAUAUUUUCACAAUCCAAUAUUCCAUUACGCCACAACAUCAUUUUAUUAUUCAACGGUGCCGAAGAAAAUAUAAUGCAAGCAUCACAUGGAUUUAUCACUCAACAUAAAUGGGCUAAAGAAGUUAAAGCAUUUAUAAAUUUAGAAGCUUGUGGUGCAGGUGGGCGUGAAAUGUUAUUUCAAGCAAACUCAAAAAAUCCAUGGAUAUUAGAAAUCUAUUCAAAAAAUGCCCCGUAUCCAUAUGGAUCUUCACUAGCACAGGAAAUAUUUGAAAGUGGUUUAAUACCAGGCGAUACAGAUUAUCGAAUUUUCCGUGAUUUUGGUAACGUGUCUGGAUUGGAUUUUGUUUGGUCUAAAAAUGGUUAUGUUUAUCAUACAUUGUUCGAUGAUGUUUAUCAAGUUCCGGUGGGAUCUUUACAGCGUACUGGCGAUAAUAUACAAGCUUUAGUAUUAGGGAUAGUAAAUGGGCAUCAAUUAUCCGAUAUGUCGUUAUACAGUUCAGGUGGACUCGUUUAUUUUGAUUUUUUGGGAGCAUUUGUUGUACAUUGGUCGGAGUUCAUUGCAAAUAUUAUUAAUGCAAGUGUUUUAUUAUUAUCGUUAUAUUCGAUUUAUCAAAAUAUGUUAUUAGCUUCGAAUGAAAUUUCGCAAAGCCGUUACAUAAAAUUAUUGUUAGGAAGUGCAUUUACCCAUUUUAUAACAUGGAUUCUAGUGCUUAUCGUAGUAUUAUUAAUUGGUAUCAGUCUUACACUAUUAGGGCGUACAAUGAGUUGGUUUACACGUCCAUUUUGGUUAUUAUUUUUAUAUGUGGGACCCACAAUUUGUGUGGCAUUCUCCACAGUUUUAUUUGCAUCAAGAAAAUAUCAAAAGAAUAUAAAAUCACCUUGGACAAAAUUCCAAUUGUAUUAUGAUGGAAACUUAUUAAUCUUUAACUUUGCCUUAUUGGUGGGAAUAAUUUUCCGAAUAAGGUCAGCGUUUAUUCCAUUAAUAUGGGUCAUAUUUCCAACAGUAUGUAAUUUACUACAAGGGCCAAUAUUUAAAACAAAUCGAGAUUGGAAAUGGCUUGUUUAUCAAAUGUUAGCACUUUCAUUACCAUUUAUCCAAUCAUUUUAUUUAACUUUGGGUGCAUUUUAUCUAUUCAUUCCAAUAAUGGGACGAUCUGGUGCUGGAAAUAAUUCGGAAUUAAUGAUUGCCGCCAUGAUUGGUUUAAUAUUUGUGGGAUUAUUCAGUUACUUAACACCGUUCAUCACCUUAAUACGAAAUCCAGAACGUGUUUUUAGUUUAUUAAUUGGAAUGUUUUUAAUAUCAAUUAGUUUAUUGAUUUUAACACCAUUAGGAUUUCCAUACUCUGGUGAUCCAAAUUCUCCAUCACCUCAACGUUUUAUGAUUGUGAAUACAAAUCGUACAUAUUACGAUUUAUCCGGGAACGUACGUGGUGGCGAUACAGGAUAUUGGGUUGUGGAUUUAGAUAUAAAUAGUCCAAAUACUGUUAAUAAUUUUGUGCCAGAAAUGAAAAAUGCCAAACCCGUGGAUCUUGAUUGUGAAUUAGAAUUAUAUUGUGGAUUACCAUAUUUAUUACCAGUGCGACAUUUUAUAUGGAAAACACAUUGGAUACCUGGACCAGCACCAAAUUUACCAAUUCCAACAACUUUUGAUUAUAAUAAAAUUGAUUUGGAGAAUGAUAUUAUUCGAUAUCAAAUUAAUGUUACAGGUCCCGAUCAUAUUUGUGUAAUGAUUUCCCCAUUACCGAAUAUAGACUUGUUGGAAUGGAGCUUGGUCGAUGGUCAACCUCUAGCAAGUGGUGAACUAUGGAAAGGGCGACCCACAUAUUUUAUUUAUUACGCUUAUGUAGCCAAUCCAGUGCCUUUGACAUUCGAUAUAGAUUUUAAGGUGCCUAAAAAAUAUAACAUAUUAAAACCUGUAAUGGAUAUUGCUGUAACUAGUCAUUACUUACAUGGAAAAAAUCAACGAUCAAAUAUAUUUAGUGAAUUUCUUCAACAAUUUCCACAAUGGACAGCGAUUACAGCGUGGACAGCAUCAUAUGCAUCAUAUCGGGUUUAAUAUAAAUUAUCUAACUAGUUUUUAGUCACAAAUAAACAACUGGACACUACAUACAUACUCCUUGAAAGUUUUGAUUUACUUAUUCGGGAAUAAAAAUUUAAAUAUAAAUACCAUUAAUGAGCUUGUUCAGAA
Molecule: messenger RNA, 3060 nt
Organism: Chrysoperla carnea
Lineage: Eukaryota; Metazoa; Arthropoda; Insecta; Neuroptera; Chrysopidae
Product: endoplasmic reticulum metallopeptidase 1-like
Exons: 9
Coding region: 244-2928 (894 amino acids)
Biological process (GO): proteolysis
Molecular function (GO): metalloexopeptidase activity
Source: RefSeq, a predicted model, not a curated record